Molecule: messenger RNA, 2509 nt
Organism: Diabrotica balteata
Lineage: Eukaryota; Metazoa; Arthropoda; Insecta; Coleoptera; Chrysomelidae
Source: the annotation of a GenBank genome assembly
AGUUUGAGAAGAGCUGUCUUGGCGUUAGGUUGUUACAAUGAGUUCCGAAAUAAAAGUUGGUGAUUUAGUAUGGGCAAAAAUGAAAACUUUUGCGCCUUGGCCUGCUCGGGUUGUCCAGCCGGGUCCAAAUACACCGAGCAAAACAGGAAAGAAAGACAUGCACUGGGUGUAUUUUUUUGGGAGCAAAAAUUAUGCAUGGAUAGAGAGUAGUAACAUAAAGCCUUAUGAAGAGUAUAAGGACAAGUUUAUUUCAUCUAACAAAUCAAGCAAUACAAAUCCCUUCAAGAAGUCCAUUGUCGAAAUUGAAGAGUUCAGAGAAAAAUUAGCAGAAGAUCCAAAUUAUGAACUACCUCUCCCCGAAAAUAAGACUCCUUCGAAGGAAAAAGACUCUGAGGACCCGGACAAGAAAUUCAAUAAGCUUUUGUCACCUAAGAAAUCAGUAAAGAAGUCACCCAAAACAUUGAAAAUUUCAAAGACUAUAUUUAAUAAAAAAGGAUCAGGAAGCGAGACACCUGCACAGAAACGUAGGAGCAUCGAAGAUGCUUCUGGACCAUCCACGUCGAAGAAAUCUAGAAGAUCGUCGCCCCGUCUCGAAGAAAACGGAAUUCGAGAAUACUCUAAAAGUGUACAUGAUCCCAUUAAAGAUCGUCAUUAUGUUGGACUGGAGAUUUUAAACAGGCAGUCGCUAAUAGAUGAACCCGCAGAAGACAGCGAGUUGGAUUUAGGAUCGCAAUCAGAACUGUUGUUGACGAAAAAUAUCAAUCCAUCAACAAAGAGGUUCGGAUUUAUUGGAUUAGGCACCAUGGGCACCGGUAUCGUAAAGAACCUAAUUAACUCUGGCCAUAAAGUUAAUUUAUACAACAGAUCCACGAAAAAAUCUGAAGAAUUCAAAGCACAAGCAGACGCCGACGUAAAUAAAUCUGGAUUGGUUAAUACGUUCAUUACCCCCUGCGAUGUCAUGCAAAAUUCUGAUAUCGUUUUCAGUUGUGUAAGCGAUCCUUCGAACGCGAAAGAGAACGUAGUGGGUAACUGCGGUAUAACAAAAGCUGCCGAUUACCUAGAAGGAAAAGGAUAUGUGGAGAUGACUAGUAUUAAUCCAAAAACUUCAGAAGAUUUAUGUGAAAUAAUUAGAAGUAAAGGGGGCAGGUAUUUAGAGGCUCAAGUACAAGGGUCCAAAACAGAAGCGGACGAGGGUAGUUUAGUAGUUUUGACCGCUGGGGACCAGACCCUGUUUUUAGACUGCCAGUCAUGUUUUAAAGCAAUGGGUAAAACUUCAUUUUACCUUGGAGCGGCUGGAAGUGCAGCUAAAGCUAGCCUUAUCUUACAGAUCGUUAAAGGCGUUAGUUUAGUUGGAAUGGCUGAAGCAUUAGGCUUGGCAGAUCGAUGUGGUAUAUCCACUAAAGAUGUACUCAAAAUAUUUAAUCUCACCGACCUCUCAUCCGUUUAUUUGUCCACUAAGGCGGAACUCAUGAUGACUAAAGGUUACGAUAAACAAGUUCAUCAAGCCCUUAAACACAUGCAGACUAACUUGCGGUUGGCGUUAGAUAUGUCAGACGAUUUGAAACAACCACUGCUGAUGACCUCCACCGCUAACGAAGUUUACAAACAUGCCAGAAGGUUGGGCUGCGACGAUCGUGAUGUAUCUUGUGUCUACAUCAGGACAAAGCUCUAGAUGAUGUUUCAUUAUUCACAUAUUUUUAUAGUUUACAUUGUUUUGUAUAUCAUGUUUUGUAUGGAAGGUUUUUGUAACAGAACAACCUUGAUUUAAUGUUUUAAAAUAAUUUUAAAAUUAAUUGGAAUGCGGUUACACCCCUGAAGUAAUUAUUUUAUGUAUAAGACGUGGAAAACUGUGUUUUCUAAAAUUUCCAUUUAGUUUAUUAAGCUAUGGCACCUUCCUGAAGUUUUUUUGAUUUCUUUACACAAUUACAAGCAUUGCAGCAAGCAAACUGAAAAGAAUUCGACGCCACUUCAAAUUAAACUUUUCAUGGAGAGAACCCUAUGAGACAAAUAUGUGUAUAAUUUUUAUUAAAUGAUUCAGAGAAGGUAAGAAGGUCUGUCAAAAUAAACUUAUCUUACUUAACUUAGAUAUUGUCGAUUGCGCAAUAUGUAUGCUAUUCACUCUUUGUAACUGCUCACGAUGUAGCGUCGUAUAAUAUUUUUUAGAAAUUUCCAUUGUAUUGGGUUUUUCUCUUCACACCACACACUACAAGUUUUUUGUUAUUUUUAGUAGUAAGUUUUUUUAGGUUGAUAUUUUAACGUUCUGUUAGGUCAUAUGUUUUAAUUCAUUCUUUCCAUGUGUCCGGACCGUAUGAUUUGUCAACUUAUUUAUCGAUGAUAAGUCUCUAGUCUCCGUUUCAUACAUGCACACAUUAUUCCUGCUCUUUUAUUCUGUUUCAAUAUAUUUUUUUAAAUUUUUGUUGUUAAUUUGCUAAUAUUCUGAGUUUUAUACGUUCUAUAGUGGAUCUACAUAUUGCUAAUUAUGUUGAAAUUAAUAAAGUAUUGUAUUUGG